AUGCCCGGCGAACCUCAACCAGCUCAAAAGCGCCCACGACUCCCCUUCAAACCUCCCAGUCGCACGACCAGCGCGGGGCCAUCCAGCUCCGUGCAGAAGGCCAAAGGAAAAGCGAAACAAACCAGCACAAAAGCCUCCACGUCCACAACCGUGCCCAAAACAACAAAAAGCAAAUCCAAGACUCAGAGCAAGUCCGCAACCCAGAGCAAAUCCACAAGCAUUGGGAAACGCCCCAGACCCGAUUCUCCAGUAGCCAAUGCCAAUGCCAAUGCCGCCUCCGAAUCCGAAUCCGAGUCCGACUCCAAUGGAUCGAGCCGCAGUCGCUCGCGCUCGCUCUCUCAGGAGCCGGACUAUAUCCUUGCUGAAAUAACAACUACAAACCCAGCAGAGGACGUGACGUCUAGCGACCCAAAAAUACCUACAAAACUGCUCACACGCCUGUUGCAUCAGAAUUUCCAGAAUGAGAAAACUAAGGUCGCGAAAGAUGCCAAUAGCGUUGUCGCCAAGUAUGUUGAUGUCUUUGUGAGGGAAGCCAUUGCCCGAGCUGCUUAUGAGAGGGCCGAGUCAGAUGGAAAUAUUGGGGGCAGGGGUCUUGGGGACGGGUUCCUUGAGGUUGAAGAUCUUGAGAAAAUGGCGCCGCAGCUUACGAUGGAUUUCUAGCCUCUGCGUCUCUCCUACCAAGGGUCAUGGCGUUGGGUCAAAUCCAUCAUGUAUUAGGGCUUAUUAUUUAUUGUUCAUGAUACCGCAGCAUCAGC
Penicillium samsonianum is the source of this 755-nucleotide messenger RNA. RefSeq names its product CENP-X/MHF2 family protein. Gene Ontology annotation, molecular function: protein heterodimerization activity. NCBI's taxonomy places the organism in Eukaryota, Fungi, Ascomycota, Eurotiomycetes, Eurotiales, Aspergillaceae. Gene Ontology annotation, biological process: resolution of meiotic recombination intermediates; kinetochore assembly; DNA repair. The record is from RefSeq and is a predicted model, not a curated record. Gene Ontology annotation, cellular component: Fanconi anaemia nuclear complex; FANCM-MHF complex. The transcript is spliced from 2 exons. Bases 1 to 660 code for a protein of 219 amino acids.